Molecule: messenger RNA, 1757 nt
Organism: Oncorhynchus kisutch (coho salmon)
Lineage: Eukaryota; Metazoa; Chordata; Actinopteri; Salmoniformes; Salmonidae
Product: transmembrane protein 238
Exons: 2
Coding region: 546-872 (108 amino acids)
Source: RefSeq, a predicted model, not a curated record
ACCCGCAGGAUCAUCUGAGACCAGCCACCCGGACGGACAGCUGAUGUGGGGAAAAACUAAUUCUGAUCGUCUGGGCCUGGCUCCCCAGUGGUUGGCUGGUCUCAGAUGAUUAGAGCCUAAUUCAAUUAUUUCAAUUGACUGAUUUCCUUAUAUGAACUGUAACUCAGUAAAAUCGUUGACAUUUAUGCAUGUUGUAUUUAUAUUUUUGUUUAGUAUAUACAUUAUAUUUCAUAUUCCAAAAUAAAUGUCAGUGUGAAAAUAAUUGAAAAGUAAAAUAUUGUUUGACAGGUUUUUCUUGCUUUCGUUUAGUGCUGCUCUGACCAAAGAACACCGGACCAAUGAUAUUCGUCAGUGCAGAAAAGCUCAGGUGAUGGGGGAGUGGAGAGGUGUCAGGUAACAUUAUUCACUCAUGAGUCACUGUUUUUACCUGCCAGUGAAGAACCGGAAGGAUACAGUUUGAGUGGAUUCUACUUACAUUUUUAAGAGAUAAACAUUUAAAAAAUACUAAUCAAAACGCAUUUGCACCUGUGAUGAGGUGAGUGACCAUGGCGCAGCACUAUGAUGGUCUGUCCCACUGUAAGCUGGCCCUGGCGUUUGCCAUACUGAUGGACCUGCUAGGUGUGUCUGCUCUGCUGGUGGGGGUCUUUGCCCCAUUAGAGAUUAAGGGACAGGACUUUGGGGACCUGCUGGUGUACUCUGGGGCUCUACUGAUGCUCAUGUCCCUGGGAGGAUGGGUCAUGUGGUACAGCGGGAACCUUGAGGGCCUGACCUCCAGGAAGGAGCUAGGGGGAACCAUGGGUGCCAUGGACCGGCUGGCCCGCUCCCUCAGCCGCAGGAUACGACUCCCCAGGAGCCACAGCAGCCCCUCAUGAUGCUUCAUGGUCAGGCGUAGGAGAAGGGUGUGGUUGUAGGGGAGGGUCCUCACUGUCUCCAUUAGACUAUUGGCCCCUGAUAGUCAAACUGCCUGGGAGUCUGGGAGCGGUAUUGUUAGCAUUGAGGGAGUGCAAUUAAAUGAACCAGGCUAUGGCCCGUGAUGUGAACGGGCAAAAGCGGGGUUGGGAGGAGCACCCUUCUCAAAUCAAACAGUAAUCUGUGCCGUUCGUUCAUGUUGUCAUCAAGGCAGCAUAUGUUCACAUUUUCAAACUAGUUUGAAGGCAGAUAAAGCCUUUUUAUCAAAAAGCAAUCAUUUGUGUAUGUAAAAACCCAGAAUCCUACUCACUAUUCCAUGUGAUUAACCUGUCACUUUUUUUUGGAGGAGCUGACUUCACCGUCGGCCAAAACGGGGCACUGGGCUCACGACCGGGAGGGAGCCGUUUCCAAAACUAAUGUAAUCAACUCUAACCCGCUUCACCUGGGGCAGGAAUAAGAUUCCAUAUUUAAAGAGACAUUUUUUAUAGAACUCCCUCAUUCUUUAACCCAAGUUCCACCGCCUCCACGGUUGGAAGAGACUUACAUACUGCUAGUUCACUAGUGUCAAUUGCAAGAUGUAAAAACAGUCGGUUAUUGCUUUUUAUUGUGACUUGACCUUUGCUAAAACACCUCUGGUAGAUAACAGAAUUGUACACUGUCUGAAUAGGAUUUUAAACGAUCAAGCAUGGAGGCUAUUCAUAGUUCACUUGGUUGGUUUGUUUAGGCUUGAAUCUGUACAGAAUUGGUCUUUAUAUUCAUAAUAAUCCAUGUGUUGUGGUUUUCUUUGAAUCAUAAUAGGGUUUUUGUAUUAAAUUAUAAAAUUGUAUUAAAACUAUAAAAUAACCUAC